Penicillium cosmopolitanum is the source of this 972-nucleotide messenger RNA. RefSeq names its product cleavage polyadenylation factor subunit FIP1 (gene fip1). The record is from RefSeq and is a predicted model, not a curated record. The transcript is spliced from 4 exons. The coding region runs from base 1 to 972 and encodes 323 amino acids. Gene Ontology annotation, cellular component: mRNA cleavage and polyadenylation specificity factor complex. Lineage: Eukaryota; Fungi; Ascomycota; Eurotiomycetes; Eurotiales; Aspergillaceae. Gene Ontology annotation, molecular function: RNA binding.
AUGGACGAAGAAGAAGACGACUUUUAUGACCCCGUCGACUCGGUGUCGACCACUCAAGUUGCGAACGAUGGCGCCAAUGCAGCCUCAGACCAACCGCAGGAGAGCGACGAGAUGGAAGAAGAAGAGGUCGAGGUUGAAUCAGACGACGACGAUUUCAAUAUUAUCACAGAAGCACCUGCUGAUGCGCCUCCUCAAGAAGCCUCCCACCCGCGCCAUGCAAGCUUACGACAAGAGCCACAACGGCCUUCCUCAGCCGACUCAUCUGCCGUCUCGAAAUCCGGCACUCCUUCUGCAACACCUCGUCUAGAUGCCUCGACUCCUGUGACCGCACCCGCCGCGGCAGCCACAAAGCCUACUGCGCCCCAGAAGCCUGGCUCUGCGUAUCCAGCAAUCCACACCUCUACAAUUGAUGUGAAUGGGAACCCUGUGCACCCUACAACAGGGAAGCCGAUCAUGGCUACCGAUAUGGACGUCGACUUUCCCACAGACGACAAGCCUUGGCGCCGUCCGGGCUCCGAUGUUUCAGACUUCUUUAAUUACGGCUUUGACGAAUUCACCUGGGUUAGCUACUGCCUGAAACAACAAGGGACGCGGAAGGACGUUGUGGACCAGAAGAGGCAGAUGGAUGACAUGCAGUCCUUCUUGGGAAUGGGCAUGCCCCCAAUGCCCGGCGCACCCCAGGACCAGCUCCAGCGGCCAACGCCCCGCAGGCCAUGCCCGGGUAUGCUGCAGGCCAUGAUGGCCCAGGGAAUAGACCCUUCGUCUAUGGACCCCAUGGCGUUCAUGCAACAUGCGCAAGCGAUGAUGGGAGGGCAGCCCGGUGGCGGUGCUCCACAAGCACAACCUGGGUUUGGCGGCCAGGCACAAGGACCCGGUUUUGGACAAGGAGGGCAGGGGCAGAUGGGAUACGGAGGCUACGAACAGCGUGGGAAUUAUGGAGGCGGAGGCCGCGGCCGCGGGAGGAGAUGGUAG